This is a messenger RNA of Ceutorhynchus assimilis (cabbage seed weevil), 644 nucleotides long. Lineage: Eukaryota; Metazoa; Arthropoda; Insecta; Coleoptera; Curculionidae. The record is from the annotation of a GenBank genome assembly.
UUUGAUAAAUAAUAAGUACCUAGAUGUUGUUUGGCUUUUAUUAGUAUCGAAGAUUUAAUUUUAAAGUGGCUGAAAAAAAAAGUAUGGAGAUCAUAUCUGGUUCGGACAUCGUUUCCAAAUCCAAAAUCAAAUUAACGCUAAGAUAUAGCGUACAACGUCAAAGAUUGAUUGUUGUAGUUCACCACAUUGAAGAAUUAAAUUUCGAUGAAAUCAAAGGACUGUACGUUAAAUUAUAUUUGUUGCCAGAAAGGCACAAGGAUACAAAACGAAAAACACAAGUUAUUACUACAAGCAAAAAUCCAGUAUUCGACGAAACAUUCGAGUUUAUUUUAUCGCAAGAAGAGCUCGGCCAUAAACAGCUUGAAGUGUCUGUUUGUGAAGAAAACUUCAUUAAAAAUGAACCGAUACAAAAGGUUAAAAUUGACUUAGAUAAACUAAGCCUAGUUUUGCCGCACACCAGAUUAUUUAAUUUAGUAAAGUCCUAUCACAGCUAAUCAAUCUGCCUUUGUUUGUUUCCUAUGUUCUGUGAACAAUUAAUUGUCUAAAUUGAGUACCUAACAAUCAAAUGUAUAAGAAACUAUAUUUUAUACUUAUAAGCUUCAUCAAAAUAUUUAUUUUGACUGAAUAAACUUAUGAAACCCUUU